GUCUGCCUUCUCUUCUUUUUCUAAGCGCGAUGCAGUCGUCAUCCUCAGAUCAGUCUGAGGGAGGAGAACGAGGGACAGGACCACGAGCAUAAUUUGCUGCUGAUCAGUACCCGAAAGCAUGCGCACUCUGUACGUGUCUGCUCUGCUCUGCUCCCUUUUGCUCGGCUUCCUGCGUCCUACAGUGGCGGAGGAGAGCGAGGCAGCCGGUGGGAGGGAGGAGAGGGAGAAACGAAGCUUACCUUACUGGGGCUUGUGGUCGUCAGACUUUAUCGGAUGGCUGGAGGAGCUACGAGCUCAGGCAGCUCACGACAGGAUGCAGGACCUGGCUCGUACCUACUGGGCUCACUUCCCCAUCGCCAACGGGCUGGGCUACGAUAGUCCCGAGCCUGACUCUAAACCUGAGGAGUGAGGCAGAAAAGAGACAGGGUCCAGACAAGAGAUUCAAGAAUCUGAGGGCGGGUAGAAGUGACCUAUAACAUGUGUUAGGAUGUUAAAGUUCAGAUGAGCGAUGGUGGUGCUGUGACCCUUCAUGCUUGUAUAAAAAUAAGAAUUUAUCCAUUUUUUUUCAGCAAAAUAUUUCUUUUUCUUUCCUUCUAACCUUAUUAAACGCAUACGCAGAGAAGUAUGGAAGUGGUAACAGAAAUUAGUAGUUAGUGUAAUGCCACGUAUUAUUCAAAAACUAAUUCAAAGACAAAGCAAUGUACAAUGUGUUAUCCUACAUAGUGAUGUUACUUAUGUUUGGGGUCAAUUAGACCAUAGAAAGGUAAAACCCACAGUUAUGCACAAACUGUUAAACUCCGAUAACAGAAAUCCAAAUAGACUUACCUAGGAUUUUGGAGGGGCAGUGCCGCACUGGCUUUAACCAUGUUUUACA
This is a messenger RNA of Xiphias gladius (swordfish), 874 nucleotides long. RefSeq names its product otospiralin 2 (gene otos2). NCBI's taxonomy places the organism in Eukaryota, Metazoa, Chordata, Actinopteri, Istiophoriformes, Xiphiidae. The record is from RefSeq and is a predicted model, not a curated record. Gene Ontology annotation, biological process: sensory perception of sound. The transcript is spliced from 3 exons. Bases 119 to 409 code for a protein of 96 amino acids.